Messenger RNA from Salvia splendens (bonfire salvia), 806 nucleotides. RefSeq lists its product as uncharacterized. NCBI's taxonomy places the organism in Eukaryota, Viridiplantae, Streptophyta, Magnoliopsida, Lamiales, Lamiaceae. The transcript is spliced from 2 exons. The coding region runs from base 99 to 488 and encodes 129 amino acids. The record is from RefSeq and is a predicted model, not a curated record.
CAAAACAAAGUUAGCAAAUUCACUGUUGAAAGAGUCGCAAUUUCAAUCCCUCUCUCUCUCGCGAAAAAAGCUUUCAUCAAAAGCAUAGUGGCAGAGAGAUGUUUGGUAGGGUGAGACCGGCGCCGAUCAGCUCCUUGGAACCCCUCGAAUCCCAAAGAUCCUCUAUCAAAAUCAUCAAGCACGAUUCUCUCUCCAUCUACGAAUCAACUCUUCUCAAACUUAAACAAGGCUCUCGUUGCAAUCCAAUUUGCGACCCUGAGGAUAAUUCAAGGAACGAUGCAGUUUGUAUCAUGGCCAUCGAUUCACCGGAGGAGGCUGUGAGUGCUGGUGCUGGUUGUUCCUCAACAGAAUCUCUUCCAAUGUCUAGUUCUAGUGAUCAAUCUACAGCCUUCUCAAAUGAGGCAGCUAAAACAAAUAUGUCUAUUCUUCAUUUCUUCUCAAACACAAGGGUACAACACAUACUCGAAGUCCAAGUGAUACAGAGUUGAUGGAUACAGAAAGUGGUUAUUCAUCUUCUUCUAGUGUUUCACCUUCAUCUAGCGAUUCACAGGCAGCCAUCCGCUGAAGAUAUAACUGGGAGAAGGGAAAUAUUGACUCCUUGAGCUCCUGAUUUUGGUUGAGCGUUGAAAUCAGAUUAUUGUAAAAGGGCUGUGGUUAUUGUUUCUUGAUAUAAUUCAAUUUGUAAUGCAUCUUCAUCAUGGAUUCUGGAGUCUUCUCUUCCUGUAUCAGAAUCAACUAAAGGAAACUUGCUAUUGGACAAUGGAUAAUUUGUAGGAAAUACAUAUACAUUAAUAUUUCUCAUGAAU